Molecule: messenger RNA, 566 nt
Organism: Rhincodon typus (whale shark)
Lineage: Eukaryota; Metazoa; Chordata; Chondrichthyes; Orectolobiformes; Rhincodontidae
Product: G-protein coupled receptor family C group 6 member A-like
Exons: 2
Biological process (GO): G protein-coupled receptor signaling pathway
Cellular component (GO): membrane
Molecular function (GO): G protein-coupled receptor activity
Source: RefSeq, a predicted model, not a curated record
AACCAGAAGACUGUGUGCAAGGAAUAAUCACUAUCUGAUCUAAAUCUACCGUUAUCGGAAACAGUUUAGAAAUGUUCCAAAGCAUGAUUCUGUACGUGGUUCCCAUUUUCUGCACACUAUCUAUCAAUACACUACUUGCUUGUGAUAUCCUUGAUGAUUUUGACAACACCAGGGAUCCAGGAGACAUCAUCAUUGGAGGUCUCAUCCCAGUACACGAGAAGGUUGUAACUGCCACAAAUCCAGAGAGUCAAAAAUGUACAGGAUAUGAUGUCCGAGGCUUGGUAAAAACCCUUGCCUUGAUCCACUCCAUAGAGAUGGUAAAUAAUUCAACUCUAUUACCUGGAAUCAAACUGGGUUAUGAAAUAUAUGACACUUGCACGGAUCCUACAAAGGCAAUAAAAGCAACCCUGAGGUUCCUUUCUAACUCCAACUCCACAGACAGUUGCGUUAAAGUACAGUGUAACUAUACAGAUUAUCAACCAACAGUAAAGGCAGUUAUAGGAGCUGCUACAUCAGAGGUUAGCAUUGCAAUUGCAAGGCUGUUGAACAUCCAACUAAUGCCUCAG